CACGAGUCACAUAAAGUCUAUCCCUCCAUUGAGACUUGUGUUUAUAGUGAGUGAACGCAGAGAGACCGGCAGCAGCAAUUCCUACAAAGAUGCAGUACUUGACUUCGAUCUUGAUAUUGGCGGGAUGCUUCGCUUUUAUUCAAGCUCACUCGUAUCAUAUGGGCGCCUGUCCCAUUGUGGAACCUAUGCAAGGUUUUCAGAUGAAUAGAUUCUUAGGUCUGUGGUAUGUCAUCCAAAAAACGUCGACAGGUAGCAAGUGUAUCACUUACAACUACACGCGAGGAGAAGAGCCAGGCGAAUAUGUAAUAACCCAAGACUCUGAUCAUCUAAUCCUAGGUCUUACACCAUUAAAGCAUGAAUAUCACUAUACUGGUGAGCUGACUGUACCGGAACCCAGUACUGCAGGACGCAUGGAAGUCCGUUUUCCUCUUAGUGUAGCCGGAAGUGCGUCCCAUGUGGUAUUUAUGACCGACUACGAUACUUAUGCUGGCAUAUUCACAUGCCAGAAACUGGCAUUCGCUCAUCGACAGAGCGCUACGAUCCUCUCGAGGACUCGGACGUUGGAUCAAUCGCAGGUAGACAAGAUACGUCAAAGACUGAGCCAUUUUGGCGUCGAUCCGUUUGAUCUGAGCAUCAUUUCGCAAUCUGGUUGUCCGCACGGGAACAAUACUGUGGAUAUUAAUAUCGAUCCCAACACUUUCACUUCUGAAAAUUUGGGCAAUGUAGUGCGCAAAGCAGGAGAGAAGAUUGGCGAUGGUGUUCAGUGGGUUGCCCAAACUGGAAGCCAGGUUUAUCACAAGCUGACUGGAACGGAAGAGGAUCGCGCAAGUUCGACAGAGCAGAAUGGUCGCGUGACUAACAGUAGAAAUGAUGGAAGAAUAUUGGAGAACAACGACGUAGAAUGGAUUCCCUAAAAAUUAUACAAUCUGUUAUCUUUUAUUGCGUUAUUGCGUUAAUUGCGAUCUCCACGCGACUAAACAUCCAUAGUACUCAUUGUAUAGAUCUAUCGAUAUUUUUCUUCUGAUUUAUUUGUUUGUGUGAUUUUAUUUAGAAAUACGUGACAAAUAGGAAUAAAAUGCGAUAAAAAGAUAUUCAUACGACACUAUUUGGCUCGAUUAAUACAUGAUUGCAUCAUGAAUAUACAUGUUUUAAAUAAUAUGUACGAAAGAAGAAAUUCUGAUAUCAAUAAAACUGAAUAAAGCAUAAUGUAUAUAUUUA
Messenger RNA from Camponotus floridanus (Florida carpenter ant), 1218 nucleotides. RefSeq names its product apolipoprotein D. Lineage: Eukaryota; Metazoa; Arthropoda; Insecta; Hymenoptera; Formicidae. The record is from RefSeq and is a predicted model, not a curated record. Bases 90 to 914 code for a protein of 274 amino acids. The transcript has 5 exons. Gene Ontology annotation, molecular function: pigment binding.